AUGGCCACUCCACCGCUGGACCGCCGCCCAAUCAUCAUCUCCGGCCCAUCAGGCGUCGGCAAAGGCACGCUGUACAACCGUCUCUUCGCCCAACACCCAGACACAUUCUGCCUGUCCGUCUCGCACACCACUCGCACCCCACGGCCCGGCGAAGCCAACGGUGUGGACUACCACUACGUGUCUAUGGGCGACUUUGAAGAUCUCAUUGCCAAGGACGGGUUCGUGGAGCACGCCCAAUUUGGGGGCAAUCGCUAUGGAACGAGCAAGAUGACUAUUGAGGAUCAAACUAAGAAGGGAAAGGUUGUGUUGCUCGAUAUCGAAAUGGAGGGGGUUAAGCAGAUUAAGCAAUCCAGCAUCGCUGCUCGGUAUAUUUUUAUUGCUCCUCCGUCGCUCGAGACCCUGGAAGCGCGUCUCCGGGGCCGUGGCACCGAGAACGAGGCAAGUAUCCAGAAGAGACUGAACCAGGCGAACAAUGAACUUGAGUUUUCCAAGACUCCGGGUGUUCAUGACAAGAUCAUUAUCAAUGAUGAUCUCGACAAGGCUUACAAUGAGCUUGAGGAGUACAUCUACCAAUCCUCGGAUUAA
Molecule: messenger RNA, 585 nt
Organism: Metarhizium brunneum ARSEF 3297
Lineage: Eukaryota; Fungi; Ascomycota; Sordariomycetes; Hypocreales; Clavicipitaceae
Gene: GUK1
Product: Guanylate kinase
Biological process (GO): purine nucleotide metabolic process
Cellular component (GO): cytosol
Molecular function (GO): GMP kinase activity
Source: RefSeq, a predicted model, not a curated record